Molecule: messenger RNA, 933 nt
Organism: Didymosphaeria variabile
Lineage: Eukaryota; Fungi; Ascomycota; Dothideomycetes; Pleosporales; Didymosphaeriaceae
Exons: 3
Coding region: 1-933 (310 amino acids)
Source: RefSeq, a predicted model, not a curated record
AUGUUCGACAGCUUGAAGAAGAAGCUCUCCAGACGAGGCUCGAAUCCACUCGUACAGAAGUCGGCUACUCAAGGCGGUUAUCUUGCACCUGGCAAUAACAGCCCGCUCACUAAUCCAUCGCCGGCGACUCGCCGUCCUAGUGGCUCAUCUACAAAUCCUCUCGCACAACAAGGCGCAAACAAUGACCCACCCCCAGCUUACACUCCCGGCCCAGCAACGCCAGCACCUGUUGCUCACCAAGCCCCCAUCACGCCAGCCACAGAUGAUGACCCCUAUGCCUUUCUCCGGAACUUCGACACCGUCUUCCUAAUCGACGACUCAGGCUCCAUGGCCGGCGGCCGCUGGCGCCAAGUCGAGCAAGCCCUCAGCGUUAUCGCGCCCAUCUGCGCCGAGCGCGAUGAGGACGGCAUAGACGUCUACUUCCUCAACAACAAGAAAAUCUUCCAGGACGCCAAGCCCGGCGGGCAGACCUUCACCGGCAAGCGCCUAUAUGAGAUCCUGACGCCAAUUCUUGCGCGCUACAAGAGGAACCCGACCGGCACGAAGCCUGUGAAUGUCAUUGUGAUUACGGAUGGUCAGGCGCAUGAUGAUGUCGCGGGCACGAUCCAGGAUGUCGCGAAGAAGUUGGAUAAGUGGGAGGCACCGCCGUGGCAGGUGGGGAUUCAAUUCUUCCAAAUUGGGAAUGAUCCCGAAGCCCGAAGCAUGCUGAAGCAACUUGAUGAUGAGCUGGCCGGUAACGAUGACUUGCGGGAUAUCGUCGACACGGUGCCCUUCACUAGCGAGACCGGCGGCCAGUUAUCAGGGGCGGGCAUCAUGAAGGUGAGCACAAACAAAACUAUCUCAAAUAUCUACGAGCUAAUGAGAAUGCAGGUGGUCCUCGGUAGCGUCAACCGCCGUCUGGACAGGAACUCUAAGGAACUUCACCGGUCGUGA